Molecule: messenger RNA, 8482 nt
Organism: Erinaceus europaeus (western European hedgehog)
Lineage: Eukaryota; Metazoa; Chordata; Mammalia; Eulipotyphla; Erinaceidae
Gene: FASN
Product: fatty acid synthase
Exons: 42
Coding region: 285-7817 (2510 amino acids)
Biological process (GO): fatty acid biosynthetic process
Cellular component (GO): cytoplasm
Molecular function (GO): oxidoreductase activity; phosphopantetheine binding; fatty acid synthase activity
Source: RefSeq, a predicted model, not a curated record
CCCCGCGCGUGCCCGUCGGGGUCUCCGCGGGAGCGCGCGGCAUCACCCCACUGGCGGCGGCGCGCCGGGUCCCGGGGCGCAGCCCCGACGCUCAUUGGCCUGGGCGGCGCAGCCAAGCUGUCAGCCCAUGUGGCGUGUCCGCGCGGGGACGGCCGCGGUUAAAUAGAGUCUGCGCCGGCCUAGAGGGAGCCAGAGAGACGGCAGCGGCCCCGACUCCGCCGCCGCGCUCCAUCCUCGCCUCGCCGCCUUCUCCGCCGCCUGCUCGCCCGCCCCAGAAAGCAGUCAUGGAGGAGGUGGUCAUUGCUGGCAUGUCCGGGAAGCUGCCAGAGUCAGAGAACUUGCAGGAGUUCUGGGCCAAUCUCAUCGGUGGUGUGGACAUGGUGACAGACGACGACCGGCGGUGGAAGGCCGGACUUUAUGGUCUCCCCCGGCGAUCUGGCAAGCUGAAGGACCUGUCCAAGUUUGACGCCUCCUUCUUUGGUGUCCACCCCAAGCAGGCACACACGAUGGACCCUCAACUACGGCUGCUGCUGGAGGUCACCUACGAGGCCAUCGUGGAUGGAGGCAUCAACCCGACCUCACUUCGGGGGACAAACACUGGCGUAUGGGUGGGUGUGAGUGGCUCUGAAGCCUCUGAGGCCCUGAGCCGAGACCCUGAGACACUCCUAGGCUACAGCAUGGUGGGUUGCCAGCGUGCCAUGAUGGCCAACCGCCUCUCCUUCUUCUUCGACUUCAAAGGCCCCAGCAUUUCCCUGGACACAGCCUGCUCCUCCAGCCUGCUGGCCCUACAGAAUGCCUACAAGGCCAUCUGUAGCGGCGAGUGCCCCGCAGCUAUCGUGGGCGGCAUCAACUUGCUGCUGAAGCCUAACACCUCCGUGCAGUUCAUGAAGCUGGGCAUGCUCAGCCCCGAGGGUGCCUGCAAGUCCUUCGACGAGGCUGGGAAUGGCUACUGCCGCUCAGAGGCCGCAGUUGUUGUCUUGCUAACCAGGAAGUCCCUCGCCCGGCGGGUAUACGCCACCAUCCUGAACGCUGGCACCAACACAGAUGGUUAUAAGGAGCAAGGUGUGACCUUCCCCUCGGGAGAAUCCCAGGAGCAAUUAAUCCGAUCCCUAUAUGAGCCCGCUGGACUGGCCCCUGAGUCCCUGGAGUACAUUGAAGCUCAUGGCACAGGCACCAAGGUGGGAGACCCCCAAGAACUGAAAGGCGUUGUCCAAGCCCUGUGCUCAAAGCGCAAAGAGCCACUGCUGAUUGGGUCCACCAAGUCCAACAUGGGACACCCUGAGCCUGCCUCAGGACUGUCUGCACUGAUCAAGGUGCUACUGUCCCUGGAGCAUGGGCUCUGGGCCCCCAACCUGCACUUCCACAACCCUAACCCUGAUAUCCCAGAACUGCAUAAUGGACAGCUGCGAGUGGUGGACCAGCCCCUGCCUGUCCAAGGGGGCAUCGUGGGCAUCAACUCCUUUGGCUUCGGCGGGUCAAACGUUCACGUCAUCCUGCAGCCCCAUCUGCAGCCAGCCCCUGCCCCAGCCCCCCACGCUUCUCUGCCCCGGCUGUUGGUAUCCAGUGGACGCACCCCCAAGGCUGUGCAGGGCUUGCUGGAGCAGGGCCUGCAGCAUAGCCAGGACCUGGCCUUCCUGAGCAUGCUCAACAGCAUUGCUGCCACCCCCAUGGGCACCAUGCCCUGGAGGGGCUACACCCUGCUGGGUGCCCAGGACAGCAGCCAGGAGGUGCAACAGGUGCCUCCUGGCAAGCGCCCACUAUGGUUCAUCUGUUCCGGGAUGGGUUCACAGUGGUGCGGCAUGGGCAAGAGCCUCAUGCGCCUGGACACCUUCCGCGACUCCAUCUUGAAAUCUGAUGAGGCUGUGAAGCCCUUUGGGAUGAAGGUGUCAGACCUGCUUAUGAGCACAGAUGAGAAUACCUUCGACGACAUGAUCCUCACCUUUGUGUCCCUCACUGCCAUCCAUAUUGCCCUCAUCGACCUGCUGAUUGCCAUGGGCCUGAAGCCUGAUGGCAUCGCGGGACACUCCCUGGGAGAGGUGGCCUGUGGCUACAUGGACGGCUGCCUGUCACAUGAGGAGGCUGUGCUGGCUGCCUACUGGAGGGGCCAGUGCAUCAAAGAGGCCAAUGUUGCACCGGGUGCCAUGGCAGCUGUGGGCCUGUCCUGGGAGGAGUGUAAGCAGCGCUGUCCCCCUGGCAUCGUGCCUUCCUGCCACAACUGCGAGGAUUCAGUGACCAUCUCAGGACCUCAGGCCUCAGUGUCUGAGUUUGUGAAGCAGCUGAAGCAGGAGGGUGUCUUUGCCAAGGAGGUACGCACAAAUGGUGUGGCUUUCCACUCCUACUUCAUGGAGUCCAUAGCCCCCACGUUGCUGCAGGUGCUCAAGAAGGUGAUCCAGCACCCGAGGCCCCGCUCAGCACGCUGGCUGAGCACCUCCAUCCCUGAGGCCCAGUGGGGCGGCAGCCUGGCUCAGAUGUGCUCUGCUGAAUAUAAUGUCAACAACCUGGUGAGCCCUGUGCUCUUCCAGGAGGUGCUGCGCCACGUGCCCGAGAAUGCUGUGGUACUGGAGAUCGGGCCCCAAGGCCUGCUGCAGUCUGUCCUGAAGAGAGGCCUCAAGUCUAGCUGUACCAUCAUCCCCUUGAUGAAGAAGGGCCACAGAGACAAUCUUGAGUUCUUCCUCACCAACAUGGGCCGGCUCCACAUGGCAGGCAUCAACGUUGACCCCAGUGGCCUGCUCCCCCCUGUGCCGUUCCCGGCCCCGCGUGGGACCCCCCUCAUCUCCCCUCACAUCCAGUGGGACCACAGUCAGACCUGGGAUGUGCCCACCUCCGAUCAUUUCCCUAGUGGCUCCAGCUUCUCCUCUGCCACCGUCUAUAACAUCGAUGUCGGCCCCGAGUCUCCUGACCACUACCUGGUAGAUCACUGUAUAGAUAGCCGUGUUCUUUUCCCUGCCACUGGCCAGCUGUGCCUGGUCUGGAGGACCCUGGCCCGCACCCUAGGCCAGAGCAUGGAGCAGAUGCCUGUGGUGUUUGAGGACGUGACCCUGCACCAGGCUACCAUCCUGCCCAAGGCCGGGACUGUGCCCCUAGAGGUGCGUCUGCUGGAGGCCUCUCACUCCUUUGAGGUGUCUGACAGCAGUGGCAGCCUGGUUGUGAGUGGAAAGGUAUAUCACUGGGAGGACCCUGAUCCCACGCUCUUCAAUAGUCCAGAGACUGCACACAACUUGGACUCCACGGCUGCCUUCAGCCUGACCCAGGGUGACGUGUACAAGGAGCUGCGCAUCCGUGGCUACGACUAUGGCCCCUACUUCCAGGGCGUUGCAGCUGCCAACCUCGAAGGCACUGCUGGCCAGCUACUGUGGAAGAAUAACUGGGUGACCUUCCUGGACACCAUGCUGCAGAUCUCCGUCCUGAGCAUGGACCAGCGCUCCCUGCGCCUGCCCACCCGCAUUGGUGCCGUCCACAUCGACCCCACCAUCCACCAGCAGAAGGUCCACUUGGCACAGGGAGACACCCCAGUGGUGGACGUGACGGUGGACAAUGUGUUGGACUCCACACUUGCUGGCGGUGUGCUCUUCUCCCGCAUACACACCUCAAUGGCCCCACGGCGGCCUCAGGAGCAGCUGGCACCCAUCCUGGAAAAGUUCUGCUUCUCACCAUACAUUGAGGAUGGAUGCCUGUCGGGGAGCACUGAUUUGCAGGAGCAGCUGCAACUGUGCAGGGGGCUGGUUCAUGUGCUACAGAAGAAGCUGGCCCAACAGGGGCUGAAGAUGGUGGUGCCUGGGCUGGAGGGUGCCCAGGUCCCCCAGGAGCCCCCACAGCAUGGCCUGCCCCGCCUGCUGGCAGCUGCCUGUCAACUACAGUUCAAUGGGAGCCUGCAGCUGGAGCUGGGGUGCCUGCUGGCCCAAGAAGGGGUGCUGCUGCAGGAAGACACCUUGCUGGGUGGCCUGCUUGACUCACCAGCCCUCAAAGCCUGUGUGGACACAGCCCUGGAAAACAUGCCCAGCCUCCGGGUGAAGGUGGUGGAGGUACUGGCUGGAGAUGGCCACCUGUACACCCGCAUCCCGAAGCUUCUUGGCACCCAGCCCAUGCUGCAUCUGGAUUACAUGGCCACCGACCGCCACCCAGAGGCCCUGGAGGUGAAGCUGCAGCAGCUCGGCCUGGCUCAGGGCCAGUGGGACCCCACCGCUGAACCUUCCCCCACCAGGUUAGGCCAGGCUGACUUUCUGGUGUGCAAUUGCGCCUCAGCCCCUCUGGGAAACCCAGCCUUGGCCCUGACCAACAUGGCAGCCGCCCUGAAGGAGGGUGGCUUCCUGCUGCUGCACACUCUGCUGUCUGGACAUGUGCUAGGGGAGACCAUGGCUUUCCUCACCUGCCCUGAGCCACAGCAGGGCCACCAGAGCCUCCUGAGCCAGGAUGAGUGGGAGCACCUGUUCACAGGGGCUGCCCUAAACCUGGUGGGCAUGAAGAGGUCCUUCUACGGCUCCGUGAUCUUCCUGUGCCGCCGCCCUACCCCGUCCACCAGCCCGCUCUUGCUGCCAGUGGAGGACACCAGCUUCCAGUGGGUGGACUCGCUGAAGGACAUCCUGGCCGAGGGCUCCUCACAGCCGGUGUGGCUCACAGCUGUGGGCUGCCCCACCUCAGGGGUUGUGGGCAUGGUCAACUGUCUGCGCAGAGAGCCUGGCGGGCACCGCAUCCGGUGUGUGUUGGUGUCCAACCUCAGCAACACAGCUUCUGUUCCUGACCUGGCCCGAGGCUCCCAGGAGCUGCAAAAAGUGCUUCGAGGCGACUUGGUGAUGAAUGUCUACCGGGACGGGGCCUGGGGCACUUUCCACCACUUUCCAAUGGAGAAGGAACGACCAGAGAAGCUGACAGAGCAUGCCUUUGUGAAUGUCCUCACCCGCGGAGACCUGUCCUCCAUCCGCUGGGUCUGCUCCCCGGUGUGCCAUGCCCAGCCCUCCAGCCCUGGCAUGGAACUCUGCACCAUCAGCUAUGCCUCCCUCAAUUUCCGGGACGUCAUGCUGGCCACCGGCAAGCUUUCCCCUGACGCCAUCCCAGGGAAGUGGACCACCCGUGACUGCAUGCUGGGCAUGGAAUUCUCAGGCCGGGAUGCCAGCGGCAAGCGGGUAAUGGGGCUAGUGCCUGCUGAAGGCCUGGCCACCUCUGUCCUGCUGUCUCGGAAUUUCUUGUGGGAUGUGCCCUCCAGUUGGACCCUGAAGGAAGCAGCUACUGUGCCUGUUGUCUAUACUACUGCCUACUACUCGCUGGUGGUGCGUGGGCGUGCACGGCGUGGGGAGACCAUUCUCAUCCACUCAGGCUCAGGGGGUGUUGGCCAGGCUGCCAUCUCUAUCGCACUCAGCCUGGGCUGCCGGGUCUUCACCACCGUAGGAUCAGCUGAAAAGCGGGCCUACCUCCAGGCCAGGUUCCCCCAGCUCGAUGACACCAGCUUCGCCAACUCCCGGGACACGUCCUUUGAGCAGCAUGUGCUGCGGCACACAGCUGGGAAGGGUGUGGACCUGGUCCUGAACUCCCUGGCAGAGGAAAAGCUGCAGGCCAGUGUCCGGUGCCUGGCCCUGCACGGUCGCUUCCUGGAAAUCGGCAAAUUCGAUCUUUCCAACAACCACCCCCUUGGCAUGGCCAUCUUCCUGAAGAACAUCAGCUUCCACGGAAUCCUACUAGACGCCCUCUUUGAUGAGAACAAUAGUGACUGGCAGGAGGUGUCUGGUCUGCUGCGUGCAGGCAUCCGGGACGGUGUGGUGCAGCCCCUCAAAUGCACUUUGUUCUCCAAGGAGCAUGUGGAGGAUGCCUUCCGCUACAUGGCACAGGGCAAGCACAUUGGCAAAGUGGUGGUCCAGGUAUGUGAGGAAAAGGAGGCUACAGAGGGUACCAGGUCUCUGACUGCUGCCUUGUCCAAGACAUUCUGCCCUGCACAUAAGAGCUACAUUGUGGCUGGUGGCCUGGGUGGCUUUGGGUUGGAGCUGGCCCACUGGCUAGUGCAGCGUGGUGCCCAGAAGCUGGUGCUGACCUCCCGAUCUGGGAUCCGCACAGGCUACCAGGCCAAGCAGGUGCGGGAGUGGCGGCGCCAGGGUGUGCACGUGCUGCUCUCCACCAGCAAUGCCAGCUCACUGGAUGGGGCACGGGCUCUCAUUGCCGAGGCCAAGCAGCUGGGGCCCGUGGGUGGUGUCUUCAACCUGGCCAUGGUACUGAGAGAUGCCAUGCUGGAGAACCAGACUCCUGAGCUCUUCCAGGAUGUCAGCAAGCCCAAGUACAGCGGCACCCUCAACCUGGACAGGGUAACCCGGGAGGCCUGUCCUGAGCUGGACUACUUCGUGGCCUUCUCCUCUGUGAGCUGCGGGCGUGGCAACGCAGGCCAGACCAACUACGGCUUUGCCAACUCCAGCAUGGAGCGCAUCUGUGAGAAGCGACGCCACGAUGGCCUCCCAGGCCUAGCUGUGCAGUGGGGCGCCAUCGGUGAUGUAGGCAUCGUGCUGGAGGCCAUGGGUACCAAUGACACGGUCAUCGGCGGCACCCUGCCCCAGCGCAUUGCCUCCUGCAUGGAAGUGCUGGACCUCUUCCUGCAGCAGCCCCACCCCGUCCUGAGCAGCUUUGUGCUGGCCGAGAAGAAGACAACCUCCCAGGGGGACAAGGACGGCAAGCUGGACUUGGUGAAAGCCGUGGCACACGUCCUGGGCAUCCGUGAUAUGGCUGAGCUGGGCCUAGAUAGCUCACUGGCCGACUUGGGCCUGGACUCCCUCAUGGGUGUGGAGGUGCGGCAGAUACUGGAGCGCGAGUACGACCUGGUGCUGUCCAUGCGUGAGGUGCGCCAGCUCACACUGAGGAAGCUUCAGGAACUCUCCUCCACGACCAGUGCCGCUGAGGAGCGAAGCAGCCCCCAGCAAAAAGAGAACAGCCCCUCCAUGCUGCAGGCCCCACUGAAUGUUAGCUCCCUGCUGGUGAACCCCGAGGGCCCAACUCUGACGCAGCUGAACCUGGUGCAGAGCUCUGAGCGGCCCCUGUUUCUGGUGCACCCCAUUGAGGGCUCCAUCACCGUGUUCCACAACCUGGCCGCCAAGCUCAGUAUCCCCACCUAUGGCCUACAGUGCACCCAAGCUGCACCCCUGGACAGCAUCCAGAGCCUGGCUGCCUACUACAUAGAGUGCAUCAAGCAGGUGCAGCCCGAGGGGCCCUACCGCAUCGCUGGCUACUCCUAUGGGGCCUGCGUGGCCUUCGAGAUGUGCUCACAGCUGCAGGCGGCCCAGCAGGGCCCGUCCCCUGCGCACAACAGCCUAUUUCUGUUUGAUGGCUCCCACACCUUCGUGCUGGCCUAUACCCAGGGCUACCGCGCCAAGAUGACACCAGGCUGUGAGGCAGAGGCAGAAACUGAGGCCUUGUGCUUCUUUGUGCAGCAAUUCACGGAAAGUGAGCACGACAAGGUGCUGGAGGCCCUGCUGCCUCUGCAGAACCUGGAGGCCCGUGUGGCGACUGCGGUGGACAUGAUCGUGCAGAAGCACCCAGGCCUGAACCGCCGCGAGCUGAGCUUUGCCGCCCUGUCCUUCUACUACAAGCUGCGCGCAGCUGAGCAGUAUUCACCCCGGGCCACCUACCAUGGCAACGUGACACUGCUGCGUGCCAAGACGGGCGGCCUCUACAGCGGGGACCUGGGGGCUGACUACAACCUUUCGCAGGUGUGCGACGGCAAGGUGUCGGUGCAUGUCAUUGAGGGUGACCACCGCACUCUCCUGGAGGGCAGCGGCCUGGAGUCCAUUCUCAGCAUCAUCCACAGCUCUCUGGCUGAGCCUCGAGUCAGUGUGCGGGAGGGCUAGACCACACGCUGCCCACACCACCCUGCCACACUGCCCUACCCAGGUCAGAAGGUCCUGCCGGUGGGACCCCGCCUGCACACCUGCCCGCUGCCGCCCCAUAGCCCCAGCCCUGUCACUGCCUCCACCCUGUGUACCAAUGCCCAGGCCGGCCUCUGGGACAGGCUGACCCUCCCGCAUGGCUACCUGCCCUGAACCCGGAGACCUAUUCUGGUCUGUGAUGGGUCACCCAGGUGGCCAGCCCAUGGCUCCAAGUGGAGCCUCCCUAUUUAUUGUGUCACUGGGGAGCCACCAGGGCCACUUCCUCUGAGAAGGCCACAGCCCCUCCCACAGGGGAGGAGGGAGGGGUGAAGGAGGGCUGGCCUAAACCCCUUUGCCCCAGGACCCCCAUGAUGCAGGGGCCUGUGGAGGAUCAGCUCUGGAGUGUGGCCUCACCUACUUAUCCCCCUUUGGUCUGUGCGCGCGCGCACAUGCGCGCGCGCGUGUGUGUGUGUGUGUGUGUGUGUGUGUGUGUCAGUGUGUCAUGAAACAUGAUUUUAAUUGCUGCUCAGAUUUUGCAUUGACUGUCAGUGUGAAGAACUAUCUGUACCCUGUUGCGUUUCUAUACUCACCUGGUCAAAGUGCUCACCCGGAGCCUCCCUAUUAAACUCACUGUGGUGAGCUCUAGC